AGCUACUCUGUUUGGUUUGACAUCAGCAAAAUGCAUCAGAUCGAGAAGUCUGCAUUCCCUGAGUAUGCCCAAACGCCAGUUGAUGUCAGUCGCUACAUCUCUCUAAGGAACAAGAUUGUUGAGACCUAUCGGGAUUUCCCCCAAGUCCCUCUAUAUGCAACAGACUGCCUGCGGCACGUCUCAGCAGAUGCAUCCACUGUCUUCCGUGUACAUUCCUUCCUGGAUUACUGGGGAAUCAUCAACACCGAAUCUGACGCUCGA
Molecule: messenger RNA, 261 nt
Organism: Guillardia theta CCMP2712
Lineage: Eukaryota; Cryptophyceae; Pyrenomonadales; Geminigeraceae
Exons: 1
Molecular function (GO): protein binding
Source: RefSeq, a predicted model, not a curated record